GGGGGAUUUCCCCUUGACGUCACAUUGCUGGGGCCACCAUUGUGAAAACGAAACAAGCUGAAUAUUUGGUUUUACAGUUCAACAAGACAUGCUGUAGGAUGAGUCCGAUUUGCUGAAUGUGGAAGUAAGGCAAAACAAUGUGUAGCAGAAUUCUAGUGAAGAAUCUGAAUCCUGAGACCAGUGGCGAUGCACUCAGUCUUUUCUUAGAGAGAUAUUUUGGAGGGGUAGACGUUGACCCCGCCACACACAUAGAGUACAGUGCUGAUAAGACGUCUGCCUUGGUGUCCUUAGGCCAGGAUAUAGAAGAUAUUGAAAACCUAGUUAAGGAUGCCAAACCACUGGAGGGGAAUGUCUUGUCUAUCACAGAGGCGCCACCUAUAGACUCCAUUCUUAUUACAAACAUACCAAAAGGUGUCACUGAAGACCAUGUGGAGCUUUAUUUUGCACAGGAGAAAGUCGGUGGUGGGGAGAUAGAGGAAUCUUUGACUCUGUGUAAUUUGGAUCGUGGAUAUGCAGUGCUUACGUUUGAAGACCCAAAAGUUGUGGAAACUGUAACAGCCAGGAAACAUGUAUUGCUGAAAGUGCCAGUCAAUGUUGUGGCCCACAACAGGUGUCUGGGACUUCCUGCACACCUAGAGACAUCUGGUGGUGAGGAGUUGAACAAUGUAGACGGGAACAUUGAACCACCAGGUCACAUUCCAGUUAGUCUGGGAAGUUUUAAGCUAGAAACACAGGACACGGAACUCAUAGCAAGCAACAAUGAUGCAUCUCUGAGGGUCCAUUCUCCAAGCCAUGAGACUGUUUCCACUGAAAAGAAGAGUCCAGAAGCUGUCAUUGAGGAAGAACAAACAUCCAAUGCUUAUGUAACUUUAUUACCUCCAACAAAUAAAACGUCUCCUGUUUACCCAACACAUCUCACCCGGUCUCAACCAACACAAUCAAAAGCAACCACUUUUAAAGACCAAGACAAGGAUGACCAUGUGACCUUCAAUCCUCUUAUGAGUGAAAUGAAACCCAUGGCCACAGUUUUACCAGUGAAGUCUUCUCCACAAUCAGCGUAUGACAAUGCCAAUACAACAAGAGCAUUGAUUGGUGAUCCAGAUCCUGUAGACUUUCAAACAUAUCUAGAACCAGUGCCACAUGCUUUAGGAUUAGAUGAUGGUUACGUAUUAGUGAAACCUGUGUCCAACAGAAACCCUGCUGCAGCAGCACCGCCAGCUCAAACUCGGCCUCCAGCUGCCGAGGAACCACAUGAGACUUUGACCAGUGGCAUAUACUGCAGUAUCCAUGACUCACAAUUAGAAAGUCGUUUCAAUGAGAAAUUUAUCCUCAAUGACCAAAACAGACCUGGGUCACCUGGUCAAAAGCUGAGCCCAGCUAGAACAUCCCAGCAGCCCAGGUUCUCAGCAAUGGAAGGCCGCAGCCUGCCCUCUUUACCAGUGGAUGCAAAAAUGAGCCAUACACGCCAUUCUAACAUUCAGAAUGGCCAACAGGUGUCACCAACUGAUCAUUCAAGACAGGACAAUUUGGAGAUGGCAACUGUUACAUGUCAAACAAAAGCAAAAGCUUUGUUGUUAAAGAGAGAAAACUUACAGCAUGUGACAAUUAAAGAUACAAAUGUAGAGAUACGAGGGACUAGGGACCAAGUGAUGAAAUCCCAGAUAGAGGUAUAUGAAAAGAUGGAUGAAAUGGUUGAGAAAACAUGGGGAUUGUCACAGCGUUUACAAAAUGUAUUCAAGAAUGCUGCAGUGAGGGACCUUAUCAACAGAGAGGUGUCUAAAAAACAGCUCAAGGUCGAGUGGACAUUGGGGCUGGAUGGAUUAACUGUGACAGCAUUUGAGGCAACUGUAGCUGAUAAGACGAUCAAAAUGAUCAUAGCCUUGACUGAGAGUAAGAAACAUGUAGUACAAAAGGAAAGCCAGCCCCUUUUGGAAAUGAAAACAUUAAAAGAUAUGGUGCAGAAGUUUAACCAGACAAGAAAUGCAGUUAUUGAAUGUGGCAACACUGAGGUAGUGAUAGAAGGAAUAAAGCAAGAUGUGACCACUGGUCUUUCUCUAAUUCAGAAAUAUUUUCAGGAAAACACCAUUGUUUCAUCAACAAUACCAGUGGACAAAAAAGGAAAGCUUUCUUAUUUAAAGACUCACUGUGAAGCUAGAAUAAAAGGCGCUGUGAGGCAACCCAAGACAAAGAUGGGGAUUAGCUUUAAUUUCAAAGACAAUCACCUGACAGUCAGCGGAGUAAGGGAAGAUGUGGAACAAUUUAAAGAUGAAGUGAACAAACUGCUCAAAGAGAUUGGUCAUGUGACCUUCCAAGGGUCCACACCAGGCAUGUUUCAUUUCCUGACAAGACAGCAACUAGGCCAAAGUCUGCUGAAGUCUCUGGAGAGCCAGCACCAGUGUGUGAUUGAAGUAGAGGCUAGACAACGCCCCCCUAUUACUCCCAGAAACUCGACUCACUCUUCUCCAAGAGGUGCUGCAGCAGCCUACAGUAGUGAUGAAGAUGAGGACAGACCCCGCAGCAGAAAUCGGGGCAGCAGAGAUAGAGGGAGAGACAAUGCAAGUGACACCAUGUGGAAAACAGGUGGAAUUACAGUGACUUUACAGCAAGGGGAUAUAACUAAAGAGAAGAGAUCAUCUGUGUUGGUGAAUGUAGUUGGAAAGGACCUGAACUUAGAGCAUGGUCAGAUAGCCAGACAGUUCCUCAGAGUGGGAGGACAAGAACUGCAAGAUGAACUUAGUACAGUGAGUGCCAGUUUUGGUGAGGUGGUAGUGACGAGGAAAUAUGGGAGUUUGUCUGAAAAUUGUGAGGUAGUCUAUCACGUGGUCCUUCCAACUUAUUCCCGUGGGAAGGGAGAAAAAAUCCUAAGCAGAGUUAUCUCUGAAUGUCUCCAAAUGGCAUCAAAGGACGACCUGACUUCCAUAGCGUUUCCCUCCAUUGGCUGCGGUAACCUCAAGUACAGCCCGCCGCUGGUGGCUCAAACUAUUCUGGAGGAGUGCCAAAAACUUUCCAAAGGAAGAACAAGUCUGAAGUAUGUCAACCUAAUGGUAUAUGAUGCCAACACCUUCCAAGACUUCCAAGAUGAGCUAGCAUCCAAGUCAGGAGGAAGAUCUCCUAGAGGGCGCCACAGUAGACAACAUUCUCAAGAUCAUGAUCAAACCACUUCGUUUGAACCCAAAGAAAUCAGACAACCUUAUCCUGUUUUUCACAUUUUUGCCGAGUCUCAAGUAAAAGCACAAGCAGUGAGACGAAGUGUGGAAUCUGCCCUCAAGGAAAAUUGUGACAAACAAGUGGUCCCAAUUGACAAGCAUCUUAUGAGACAAUUUGGAGGAAGAGAGUUCGGGAAACUUGAGAGUGAAAUAGCAAAGAAAGGAGUGGAAUUAAGAAUAGAUAAAAGACGACCUGAAGUCAUAAUAACAGGAGAACGAAGCAGCGUUGCUAUGGCAAAAUCAGACAUCUUAGAAUUUGUCAACAAAAAAUUACUGUCUGGAAGUGUAGGUGAUCUAGACUCCCAAAGACAAAGAGAAGAGAAAAAAUCUUUCCAGAGAGGUGGAAACCGUGUGAAGUAUGUUCAAUUUCUAGCAGGAAGCUUGGACAAUAAUGAACCAGAUUACUGGACCCAUUUUACUAACCCUUUAAAGACAAUGUUCUCUAAUGUGAAAGGUUUGAUAACAGGAAAAAGCCAAAAGCCAUAUAAACUUGUUAGACUUCAUGAUGAUGACGCCACUUUCAAUGAGGUAGUACAACUCAUGAUCCAGACCUUUGAUUCCAGUAAAGUAGGACAAGGUCGAGAUGCACAUGGAUUAACCCACAGACGGCUACACAUCACCAAAGUACAGAGGAUUGAAAAUCCAAAAUUGUAUCAUCGCUACGCAGGACGUAGACGUGAGUUUUGUUUGGAAGCUGUAAGAGGAGAAAUCAAAGCUCUUCACAAAUUAAGGAGUGUGCGAAUCAGACAAGUUGAAACACAGAGGGUCAUACAAACACUUCCAAAUUUAUCAAGGAAUUAUGAUCUAGUGGAAGAGAUCAAUGAAUGCUAUCUGUUCCAUGGCACCAAGGCAGAAGCAGUGGAGGGAAUGUUAAUGUCAGGCCCCACUGAGAAACUGGGUCAAGACACAGGCAUGUUUGGCAGAGGAAUUUACUGUGCUGAGAAAUCCACCAAGGCUGAUCAGUAUUCAGACCCAAAAACUGCACGUCAGACACAGAAUUUACAGAUGAUUAUAAUGCGAGUACUACUGGGGAAAGUUUUCCACUGCACCGCCACUAAGAAGUAUUCCAAGCCUCCGUGUAUGGACCCCACCUGUGGUACUGCUGAUAUUUGUACAAAGCAUCCUCAGUAUGACUCUAUUUGCGGAGAUGUUCAGAAGCUAUUCAGGGAGUUUGUAAUCUACGACCAGCAGCUAUGCUACCCAGAGUUCCUUGUCACGUACAACCGCGCAUAAAUGCAGUUUCCAUAUUUUUUUUUCAUUUAUUAUGUUACAGUAUUAACCUUUUUUAUAGAACCUGGGCUAUAAGUUUGUGAAAUUUUUCAUGUGGUUAAUAAGAAAAGCAAGAAGACAUGAAAUACAGUAUAUCCAUUACAUUACAUUAAAAAAUUACAGUUUUAGUACAGGGGACUACUAAUAGCCAUUAACAAAGUACAGCAAUACAUAUAUUAUUGUAUGACAAACAAGUACAUUUAUAAUUAAUCUUUACAUCAAACUGUGUGGACGCCUUAGUUGGCCCAAAUUGAAAAAUGGAAUUAAACCUGGGUUAAUUUUUGAAUCAGAGCAGAAUAAGACCCCAUUCCCAGAGAUUAGAUCGAUCCAACUAGAUUGACCUAAGUCCCUGGGGGUUCACACUAAAUUGC
Messenger RNA from Lingula anatina, 4846 nucleotides. RefSeq lists its product as uncharacterized. Gene Ontology annotation, cellular component: cytoplasm; nucleus. Gene Ontology annotation, molecular function: transcription corepressor activity; NAD+ poly-ADP-ribosyltransferase activity; nucleic acid binding. The record is from RefSeq and is a predicted model, not a curated record. Lineage: Eukaryota; Metazoa; Brachiopoda; Lingulata; Lingulida; Lingulidae. Gene Ontology annotation, biological process: negative regulation of gene expression.